AUGGUACCGUUGCACAAAACACCCUUCAACCAUUUAUUAGCUCUUAGCCUCCUCAAUUGUGGAACUACUUCAUCUUUUAUUUUACUUGUUCAGGAAGCUCUGGAAAACACAUAUUCUGAGGUUGUUGCACAGAGCCAGGAGCCCCUGACUAGAGAGCAGAAUUAUAAUGAUAUUCAAGAGGAGCUUAUGCGAGUGAUCCAGCCUACUGCUACUUUUGCGAUGGUUUCUAGGCAAAUAAUGAAAUCUUGUAGAAGGCGGGUUCCUACUCGGGUGCAAAGCCAGAUUAUGAAUUUCUUGGCCACUCAAAAGGCAUUUACUGGUAGUGGAGAGAGUAGCAGACAGGGUGGAGAUGAUGCUAUUGGGAGCACGAGUCGUAGGGAUGGAGCCGCAAGUGGCAACGCGGACGAUGACAUGGAUAGGGCGGAUGACCUAUCUUAGUGAGUUAUAUCCUAAACUCGUGUUUGUAUAUUGGAGAUUAUGAUAUGCGUGUAUGGUCUAUUGUGGAAAAUUUUGUGGAUUUAGAACUUAUGAUAUGUGUGUACAGGUUUGUUA
This is a messenger RNA of Asparagus officinalis (garden asparagus), 552 nucleotides long. RefSeq lists its product as uncharacterized. The coding region runs from base 1 to 438 and encodes 145 amino acids. NCBI's taxonomy places the organism in Eukaryota, Viridiplantae, Streptophyta, Magnoliopsida, Asparagales, Asparagaceae. The transcript has 4 exons. The record is from RefSeq and is a predicted model, not a curated record.